Pocillopora meandrina is the source of this 9526-nucleotide messenger RNA. The record is from the annotation of a GenBank genome assembly. NCBI's taxonomy places the organism in Eukaryota, Metazoa, Cnidaria, Anthozoa, Scleractinia, Pocilloporidae.
AGGGAAUCGUUCAUGUACCUGCUCCACUUUUGUAAUGUGUGAUGUAGCAAAGCUUAAUUUCAUCUGACUUUGGUGUAUAAAUCAAACUUAAUGGCAAUAAAAGUCUACUUCAUAACAUGCACCUGCGUGCCACUAGUUUCUUGCGCGAAUUAUGCAUGAUGGAACACGACGUGAGGUGAAUGUAUAUAACGUACAGUGACAAGAUGACUAAAAAGAAACUUAAACGUCUCAUUUUACUCCUACGAUCUGCAUAUAUGGUUCAGAUUUACGUUCUUUAAGGUAAACCGAAAGGUAAAUUACUACAAACUCAUGUGUGCAUGGACAUAGGAGUGCCAAAACUAGAAGAACUUUGGGAUAGCUGUGUAGAAUUUCUUUAAGUGUGACACAAAUUAAGUUGAUACAUCUCGGUCUGACACUUUAUUCCGUUUAGUUAAGAAAGAGUGAUUCUCAAAGUAUUCUCUUUGACGAAACGAAGGUUCCAAACGCAAUCAAAUAAAAUCCACCUCUCCUCCCACAUCCAUGGACAAGUACAGAGUCACAUCAUUGGGCAUAUAUUAUUGUUGGUGAACUUAAAUAACUCUCAUCUAUAUAACCUUGCAAAUUUACACUGCAGUUAUUUCCCCCUCUCUCCCUCGCCCACCUUGAUUAAGGGUCUCCCUGAAAUAAACAUCCUCUGUCAUAUCCUGAAUUUAAAAUUAAGUUCCUUGGACACCAACUAGAGGAUAACCAUUAAUGGAAAAACUGGGCCAAAAAGGGGGAUUGGGCUUGCAAUAGUUGACUCUAUUAAAUUUUGCUUUCAAUUUAAUCCUUCUUCAGCUAUCAAUAGAUACAUGUAGACUCUGAAUUAUUGUGUGUGUUCUGAAUAAGCUAUGAAAGGAAGCAAUCAUACAGAAAUGUCAAGUAUCCAAUACUAAAUGACCUUUGUAGUACAAAGUGUGUGAUUUAUUUCUUAUUUUCUGCAUUCCAAUAAUUUGUGGUUCUGCAUUAUUAGGGAUGCAAUUGUCCUGAGGGAAAUACUGCACAGUUAAACAAUAUUCUAUCUGAAUGAAUUGUGAAUAAUGAGAUAGCUGUGCUCAACACAAGACUGCAAACAGAUUGUCAGGUGAGAAACAGAGACCUUCUUGCAAGAUGUACUGCACACCACCAAAAGAAGUCAAGGGACUGGUGUUAUUCUCUUUGAUGCAAUUUAAUGUAGGUAAUAAUUAUUCUAAAGAGGCUAAAUAGUUCUGUACAAAAUGCACAAAUUUCAAUUUAAUUUCAGAGUGUGGAUCAUAGCUUACUUAUUUGGAUGGGGACAUGAUCAGAAACUUGUAUAAUAUGAUAUACGUAUUUAUUUAGUGUUUACUUUUCUCAGGGCCUGUCAAAUGCAUAGCAAGAGAAUGGAAUUAAUGCCUCAGCUGGUAUCCAGGUAGGGUAAGGAAUAGUUGACUUAGAUUGAUACAUCAUAUGAGUAAAUAUGCACAGUGCUCUUGACUGGGACAAUACAUAAUGAGCAGCAAUGGUACAAUUUGCCUAUGGUAAAGUACUACAACUAACAUAUAAUUUGUCAGCAGCUGUUAAAAGUUACCUACUGGUUUUCAUCUUUAGGAUGAUUUAUGCCCAGGCUGCAAGAGGUAAAGGAAUAUUCAUUUAGGAAUUGCUUAAUACUUAAUAUGAAUAAAAGUUAGUGCUAUAAGUCAUGGAUCCCCCUGACGAUCGUACUUGCUGAAACUUAAAGAUGUACAUGAUAUGGCAAACUCAGUACAUUGUGCAAUAAGAUAUUCAUUGUAAUCACUUAAAUCACCAUGGAUACAAGUUGUUUUCACUUGCAGUUGUACUCUUUUCUUUUUUGCCUUUCUUUUGCCCAUCUUGAUUUCACGAAACAGUGUAAAAUAACAAGCACUAACUCUAUUUGUGAUCAGUGGAAAAUCAAUGGAGGCCAUUUUUUUUAUGAAAUAUUGUAUAAAUCUAUCAAAAAAAUUCGAAAUACCAAUCUUGGUAACAUGCAAAAUGUUUAUAAGUUAUAGUCACUGAAAUAUCAAUUUCUUAAUUUUUCCAUAUUUCUUUGUCAAUUGCAGACUUAAUCAGCAAAAGCAUUGGAACUAUGUAUAACAAGAGAACCAUGUCCAAAUGCCAAGAUCAUUAAAAAUCGGUGUAGUUUUGCUUGCAGUGAUCCUUCAGUCACCCCAGCUGUAAAUAUUAGUUUAACAGUAGCUUCUGAUGAACCUCCUUUAUCACCAAUCCCUGAAGGACAGUCAGAAUCAAAUUGUAACUCAGUCUCUUUUGGAGGAAAAAAUGCAUCUAUGGAACGAGGGUACAGUUUACAGUGCGAUCAGUAUAAUGGGAUUCUGUCUCUUGUUCAGCAGCAGAAGGUACUUUGGGUUACAAAUAGUAUAAUCGCUGCACUUAAGUCUCCACAUUUAUUUGCUUAUUUUUGUUAGUCACUCUUGGAAGAGCUUACUAUGUGUUUGAGUUUGAAGAGUAGUGUUGCAUGUAGUCUUAGAAUUAUGAAAUGAUAAUGUACAUGUACUGCUUAGCCUGUGUUUGUGCAUUGCUUUUCUGGUUUCUUGAAUUGGGCUUUUUAUUCCAGUACCACAGUUCUUAGAGUGGAUUGAGUUUCUUGUCAUUAAGAGGAAUUUUUUGCUUGUUUGACAAUUUGUGUCCAUCUUGAUCACUCCUGUUCAAAGGUUCCACAUGGAUCCUUAGAACUGACUGGCUUUUUUGAACUGUUCCUUUUUUUUUUAAAUUUUGAACAGAAUGCAAAUGCUUCAGCUUCUAAAAAAGCAAGUAGCAGUGCAGGUCGUAGCAAGCUUCAACCACCUGCUGUGGAUGGGGUAUCUGUGGCCUCUCUUGAUGAUAACAGCAUGGAUGAUUCUGAGGUGAGGCCUUCCUUAAAUAGAGUCAAUAUCUGAGAAAAUUAAAACAGAUUGCAGCUUGUGAAAUCAGGUUAUGUGUUAUGAGAUGUCCUAUGUUCACAGCCACUUGUGUGAAAUUACCAUUUAAAUAAACCUAAUUCUGAAAAUCUCCAUCUUUUUGUUAUAGAUGGCUAAAGUUUUAAGUAUUCAAAGAAGAGGUGCAGAAUUUUCUCUGGUCAAAUUAGCACAUCAUUUUGGAAGCUUGCUACCAUCAAAGUUACCCAAACUGUGGGAAGCAGUUGUGGGGCCUUUACAGCAGAUAACAAAUGGAAAUUCAUUUGGUGAGUACUGCACAUGGGCUCAUUGAACUUAAGUCAGGGGAUUUCAUACUUAAGGAUUUUUAAAAGCAAUUAAAUUUUUUCGCUUGAUUUGAGUGUUAGCAGAAUACUUUUGAAAUUUGUUAUUAGUGUUACUGUAGUUUGGAGUAGUGGUGUAUCUUAUAGAGAUUAUUCCAUGGAAAGUGCGCACAAACACAUUUAUUCCCAAGUUGUGAUGCAUCAAUUUCAUACAUACUGAGAUAUUUUUCAUACCGACCAUUGAAGAUUGGAGGCAAGCAACUGUGAUAAACAAUAGUACGGAGGAAAUUCCUCGAGCCACUCAUGGAAGUCUAGCUUACAUGUUUGACUUUUGAAAUGAUAUAACUAAUGUGUCACGAGAGAGACUGAAUAGUACAAUGUAGAAUUCCAAAGCAUUAAAGAUUAGGACAUAUUUACCUCAAUUCUUAAAUAUCUCUUUUCAUGUUCUUAUUUUCUUUUUGUCCUAGAUCCUGACAAACUUAUUGGUCUGGAUAAUGAAGCCCAAAAUCUGAUAAACUGCUUACAAGUUCUUGAAGUAUUGACACCUGCAAUGCAUGUGGAGCUCUUAUCUAAGGUAACAUUGAACACUACCAGCAACUUUCCUCGUUUUGGGUUUUCUCAGUGAGCUUGCAUGUAGUGUCAUCUGGAAAGGAGGUCUUCACAAGAUGUUGUGCUCUUUCCUUCUAGUGGUUACAAUGGCUUUGAUAUUCUUAUCAACAUGAACUAAACUAGUCCUAAUCUUUAUUUUUGCCUUUUAGAUUUUAGAUUUGCUCCCCAAUAUAGUACUGUGCCUUCAGCACCCUUACAGUGCAGUGCGACACUUGGCAGCCAGGUGCCUGGGUGUGCUGUGCACUGUGUCCACUGAAGAUACCAUGAAGACAGUGGUAAAGGAUAUCUUACCACUGAUGGGCACUGCUGAUGUUAUCAGGAACUGUCAGGGAGCUAUAGAAGCUAUAUCUUGUAUCCUUAAAAAGCUGGUUAUAAGUGCUGUGCUCGAGAAAGUUAUUGUAGUGCACCAAAACUAAUGCAAGGAUGAGGUUUCCGUCUAAAUUUAGCGUAUAUUGGCUGUGUACAGAUGUGGUAUGAAUGAUUCAAUUAAAGAAAAAUUUCAGGUCAGAGGAUUUUUGAUCGUGUCACAAUAAGAUUUACCUGUUCCCCUCCCCCCCCCCCCUUAGCUUUGUAAUAUUCUUAUUACUCCCCCCCCCCUUCAUUGGGAGUUAAUUUUCCAUAGUCCCCUAUAGACUGAUCCUCCCUCAAUUCCACCAGAAAACCGAGUGAUCCCUCCUAAAAUUCUCCCCCUUCCCCUCGCCCCCGAGAUAAAUGGUGACUGGUCCAUUUCUGCUCGCCAUUUUAGAGUGAAGCUUAUCUUCGCUGUGUUUUAACUAUACACACAUAUGUUGGUAUCCUUAACUGGUUGCUUUAUAUCAGGUGUAAUUGAUCGGCUCGGAAUGGGUGCGGUGCCUUACGUUGUUCUCCUGGUUGUGCCUGUGCUCGGACGGAUGAGUGACCAGUGCGAAGAUGUUCGACUUAUGGCCGCAUACUGUUUUGCCACACUUAUUAGGCUUAUGCCUCUUGAGGUAUUUAGGUUAACUUGUAGUUUUAGUAGUUUUAAGUCUUUCACUUUGACAAUGACUGAGCGCAUUACCAUGCUACAUUUUACGCAGCUUGCUAUUGUCUGCCUUGUCUUUUAUUUUGUCGGAAUAUACCCUGUCCAUCUAAGCGAGAGGUUUGACAGAAAUGUCAUUGUUUAAUGCCAUGGUUUGAUGGUCCGUGUACAUCAUCUUUGUUGUAAUGUUCUUGGUUGGAUGACACCUCUAAUGGGAACGGAGGUAAAAGAACAAAGAGGACAUAUAUCUCACAGCUUGAGAUUUGUAUGUGAUUCAUACUGAAGUGUUCGUAAUUUUAUUUCGACGGAGCUAGGAUAGAAAGACAUGCAGUCCUAAACUGGAACCCUUUGACUAUUUUAUAAGUUCCUUGAGUCUAUAUUCAUUUUCCCUAAUUUUCAACUGUUGUUUUCUGUAGUCUGGUAUUCCUGACCCGCCCCGCAUGUCCAAAGCUAUGGUGGAGCAAAAACAGAAGAAACGAAAAUUUCUGGAGCAACUUUUGGACGGUAAAAAGGUGGAGAAUUACACUAUUCCUGUUCCUAUCAAAGCUGAGCUGAGAAAAUAUCAACAGGUAGGGUGCUACAGGAAAACAGCGGAAAGAAAGCCUUUAUUCAUGUUGGAAUUAUGAACUAGUGAUCUGUAUUUGAAAUGACAUAUUGAACGGUGUGCGACGAGGGUAGCUUGUCUCCCAUCGAAGGUAGCACACAGUCUGCCGAAGCUCACUAUCAUUUACAGAUUUGAAGGGUGAGGGAACAGUUGGCAUAAAGUGCAAUUUAAACUGCAGCAUUUAGAAAACGUAACUAUUUGAUUUCAGUAAAGCCGAGAUAAGUCUACCAAAACUCAGUGUUGUCGGGUAUCUUGUUUGGAAUGCUCAGAUGUUUUUUCAGUGUGAAGAAUAAUGGGCAUUGCUAGUGUCAUCUGUUUGAGUUUCUUCUACUUUGUUCAUAUUUAGGAUGGUGUCAACUGGCUGGCCUUUCUCAACCGUUACAAGCUGCAUGGUAUUCUAUGCGAUGGUAUCCUUCAUUACUUUUCCUUUUAAAACUUCGGCCCAAAUUAUUCACGUACAUAAUUGACUCAUUUUCAUGUCACUAUAAAUUGCGUUCCAAGACCUCUCAAUGAUUGCAGGGUGCUGGAGGAGUUGAGUAAAGAACAGCACAGUUGAGUUCAGUUAAAUUCGAUAAAUCGGAAUAGCUCCGUCUGUUUUUUGGAUUCGAUUUGUAUCUUAACAGUGAGAUCAGACAUGGGACUUGGUAAAACUCUUCAGUCUAUUUGUAUCAUAGCAGGUGAUCACCAUGCAAAAGCUAUGGUAUACAAGGUACAGUAUUCGACUCCCAGGCAACGGAUCCAGUCUGGAUAAAGAUUGAAGUUGUUUUUUCCUUCUAGUUUCCUUAUUAGGGAGUGACAAGAGAUUAUCUUUAUUCUGGCAAAAUGUAGCAAUAACCAAGUCAAAAAGUUCUGAUCUAGGUUGAUUUUGCAAAUGAUCAGGAAUUCAAAAAAAAAAAAGAGAAACAAAACAAAACAGAGGAAAGAGUACUGUACUAAAAUGUUCGUUCCAUGUUUGCCGUGAUUAUUCAGAUAAAGUCCUCUACGUUCUCUUACGGUUUAACGUUACCAUAUGAUGGCCACUUUCUACUGCCAAACUUCUGGUCUUUUUUCGUUUUAAGGUGAUGAGCCCCAUUAGGCGCACGUAGUAAUUCAAACUAUUCGCACAUAGGAAUGGGUCCAGUGUUAGAUCGAAUUCAAAUCAGUAACUACAUCGCGGGACAAACGAGUGAACUUUCAAUCGUGUGAAUCACAGUUUCGACAUUUCUCUCUUUUUUCUGCACCGAAUAGGAGACGGGUAAUACUGAUUACGAACCUUUGCCUUCUCUCGUGAUUUGCCCACCAACACUAACAGGACAUUGGGUGUACGAGGUGGAGAAGUUUGUUAACAAAGAUCUCCUUAAACCAUUGCACUAUACAGGCCCGCCGUCUGAGAGACAGAGGUUAGUCCUGGGACUCUGUUUGGUGUUCGCUGACGGUGUGCAUUGCUUUCUAAGAAGUACAGGAAGUUGUUUGGUGUGUGUACAAAUACAAGUGUAGUUGAAAAUUCUGAGCGAGUAGUUUGAGGGGAAAUUUAAUAGUUAUAUUCGUUACUCUACGUAGAGGAAUAACUAGACCAGUUCUUGAACUGUUAGGAAAAGUGAUGCCUGUAGCAACCCGCGGCUAUGAUAAUUGUCCAAUUCUUAUUUAAAGUCUAUUAGAAUUUGUUCCCCUUUACUCGGCCACUGAAAGCGAGAGACAGGUUCAACAGGAACUUACCGAUCAAACUACACCCAUAAAACCUCAACAUUCGACUACUGAAAACAAUUUUUCUUCUUUUCUCUUCUUAGACUUCGUAACAAGGUCAAAAAUCACAGUUUAGUCGUGGCAUCGUACGAUAUUGUAAGAAACGAUGGUGAAUUCUUCAGGUAAGGAGAGUUACCGAAGUGUAAUUGAAAAUACACAUUCUUAAGUCACAGCAGUUAUUUCAACGGAAUGUCUCGUUUGUUUCGUCCUAACAGAUCAGUGCACUGGAACUACUGUGUCCUUGACGAGGGCCACAUUAUAAAGAAUGGAAAAACAAAGGUAGGUUACGUCUUGGUGUUUCCUCUAGAGAGCAAACGUUGAGGAGACCUGACAGGAAAAAAAAACUGGUCGAGACGAAGAUAUCGUUUAUUUGGCAUUCUCUAUAUGUUAUCUCUCUGACAGAACUUAAACAGGUUUUCUUUUUUAUCAUUGAAGUUUCAUUGAUGGUUGUUGCUUGAGAAUGAUUUGGAAAGGUCUGAAUGGAACGGUAGCGAUGUAGUCCAGUAUUCAAAUUAAAGGCGGAUGGUAAGAAGUUCCUACAAGUAUCAGCCCCUUUGAGCAGUUAGAACGGAAUCGUAAACAAGCUCUUUGUAAUGCAUCGUCAUUGAUGUCGACAUUGGUCGUGGUGGGCGGCUUAAGUUCUAGUUUUUCAAUUUGAUUUUUUUUGUUUUUCCUUCUAGCUUGCUAAAGUUAUUAAGCAGCUACGAGCCAGCCAUCGACUUAUACUCUCGGGAACACCAAUCCAAGUACGAAUUGAGGGGCUUUUAUUAAGAAAAUGAAGCUUUGCGAUUUAAAUAUGGGAAGAUGACUAGUCAAUGCACCAACAGUUGUUCCACAUGUAGAUCCUAAAGUCCUCUUCGUUUACAAACAAAGAAGUGGAUAAAUGUUUUCCUCUGCCUCGUAUACUUUUAGGAAAUGUCAGCAGCUUCUGUCGAACAGCAAAACGUUGUUCAUGUUUCUGAAAUAUUCUACGUCACAACAUUAAAAAUUGAGACAAUUGAGACAUUGCUCGUUCUAAUGUGUCGUUCAUUUUUGUUUCAUUCUCACCAUACUCUUUUGUUAUGAGUUAUCUUUCCGAAUAGUAGCGUAAUUUUGUAGUUUUUUUGUAUUGCUUUACUUCGUUCAGUCUUGUAAAGAUUUGAUACGGUGCUUUACGUUGACAUGCUUAUGUUUUAUUUUCAGAAUAAUGUCCUGGAGCUGUGGUCAUUGUUUGAUUUCUUAAUGCCUGGUUUUCUCGGAAGUGAAAAGCAGUUUCAGUCUCGGUUUGGUAAACCAAUUCUACAGAGUAGAGACGCAAAAUCGUCCUCUAAGGAACAAGAAGCUGGUGAGUGUCCGUGAAUUGAGUACUUAGUAGCUAACACAAAGCCUGCGUAGCUUUUGGUCCGUGAUGAAAAAUAAGGCAGUAGAAACAUUAAAUGAACGUCAGAGCUCCAAUCCUCUUUCCGCCACUCAAGAGUUCCACGAAGCCGCUAGUUACAUGUGUUAGCCACUUCAGCAGCCUGAAAUUCGGCUUAACGUUUGUUGAACAAAAAGGACAAUAGAUGUUGUGCCCCACCAGAAAAAAAGUGAAACCGGCCCCUGCAAGACGCUCUCGCUUUUCAGCUAUCAUAGAAAAUUUUGGAUGGUUUUACCCUUGAUUUUCUGCCGGCUUCACCCUUUUUAUUCCAAAGACCACGCCCUAAAGAAAGCGAGUUGUCCCUCCUCGGUAACGAUUUGGUAAAUAAGUAGAAAAUUGAAGGUCCUCUAGGAGUAGACUGUUCGCCUUUCAGUAAGAUUUCAUGGCGUUGUGGAUCAUAAAUGAGGUGAUACCGUGGUCUGUAUUGACACAUGUGUCCCAUUCUUAGGGGCCUUGGCCAUGGAGGCCCUUCAUCGUCAGGUUUUACCAUUCCUAUUGAGGCGCCUGAAAGAAGAUGUACUGCAAGAUCUUCCACCUAAGAUCAUUCAAGAUUACUACUGUGAACUGAGUCCGCUACAGGUCAGUCUGUUGCUAUGGCCAACAAUCAAAGUGCGCCACUGGGUCGAUUUAUAAUAGUUUUUGACAAGACUUGAUAGUUGUGGACAUGAAUGAAUAUUCAAGUAUCCAAACAAUAUUACAAGACAACCUACGACAUAUAACCUAUACACACAAGUCCUGUAUUCGGUGCACGCCUCCCCCUAGAUAUCGUCUCGACAUUAGCAUACGUAAUUAACCGUCACAACUAUAUGACAAGUACAUGACAUUUUCACAAGUAUGCCAUACCUAGACUGAUAUGCUACAGAUGGCUUCUCCACGAACAAAUCAUUGCCAGGUUUCUGUGAUGCACCCUGGUAACGAUUUUCCGCUUUCAACGCAUUUUUGGGAUAAUAAACGUGACGUUUAACAGCUUUUCUGUUACUCAGAGACUUAUUUUAUCCUCAGAUUUAA